CGCGCCUGCGUAGUGCGCACGCCUCAGGACCCGCGGGCGACUGCCUGUCCCAGCGUGAGCUCACCGGUCCCGCUCGAGCCAUGCAGUCGUGUGACCCCUGACCGGCCCAGAUCCCCCUCCGGAACCGCUCUGCCCCGGCGCCAGGUUCUGGUCCGGCCUUGAACCCAGCCCCGGCCCCCGCCCCCCAGCACUAGACCCCGGGCGCCCCGCUCUCCUGGCCAUGCGGCGGAAGCUGCUGCCGCUGGCCGGCCUCUACCUGGUGCAAGGCCUGCCCUACGGGCUGCAGUCUGGCCUGCUGCCCGUGCUGCUGCGGGCGCGAGGCCUUUCCCUGACGCGCGUGGGACUGGCCAAGGUGCUGUACCUGCCCUGGCUGUUUAAACUCGUGUGGGCCCCCCUGGUGGACACGCGGGGCUCCCUGAGGGCCUGGCUGAUGCUCAGCACGGCUGCGCUGGGCCUGGUGUGCGGGCUGCUGGCCGCCCUGCCACCCGCGGAAGCCGGCCCGGCUGGGCUGCCGGUCACUGUGGCGGGGCUGCUGCUGUUGCUGAACCUGGGUGCGGCUGUGCAGGAUGUGGCCCUGGACACGCUGGCCGUCCAGCUCUUGGAGCCAGCCGAGCUGGGGCCCGGUAACACAGUGCAGGUGGUCGCUUACAAGCUGGGGGCAGUGUUGGCAGGAGGGGGCCUGUUGGCCCUGGUACCCACGCUCUCCUGGCCCCUGCUCUUCCUGCUCCUGGCCGCUACCUAUUGGUUGGCUGCUGCCCUCGUCUGGGCAGCGCCGGCCCUGCAGCAACUGCCUGCGUCCGGGCCGCCCGAACCACCCCUCCGCAGCAUGCACCUUCUGCGGGACCUGCUGGCCAUGCCCGGUACUCUGUGGACGGCAGGCUUCGUGCUCACUUACAAACUGGGUGAGCAGGGUGCUAGCAGUUUGUUUCCGCUCUUCCUGCUGGACCACGGCAUCUCCACUCCAGAGCUGGGGCUGUGGAACGGUGUGGGCGCCGUGGUCUGCUCCAUUGUAGGCUCGUCCCUGGGUGGGGCCUUGCUGGCCAGGCACAGGCAACCACUGCCCCUGCUCAGGUCAGUGCUCUGGUUCCGUCUCGGGGGUCUGGCCUGCCAGACCACCCUGCUCUUCCACCUGGACACCCCAGGGGUCAGGUUGGGCCCCAGCACCGUCCUGAGAGGUGAGGGGCUGGCUGCGGGAGGGGAGGGGUCCUGUGUCCUGGGGCCCGCUGACCUUGGCCCUCCCAGGGGCAGCCCUGCUGAGCCUAUGUCUGCAGCACCUCCUGGGGGGCCUGGUCACAACCACCACGUUCACCCUGAUGAUGCGGUGCAGCCAGCUGGUGCCCCGGGCCCUGCAGGCCACACACUAUGGCCUCCUGGCCACGCUGGAGCUGCUGGGGAAGCUGUUCCUGGGCACGCUGGCUGGAGCCCUGGCAGACAGCCUGGGGCUGCCUCUCUGCUUUGCCUUCUUCCUGGCUCUCUCAGGCAUGCCCGUGCUGUACUUGAGCCUGGCCCCGGGCAGCCUGGCCUGAGCUGGGUGCCCACCGGCCUAAUAAAGCUGGGUGUGCCCGUGGCCUGGCUAGCUGGGCUGUGACACGGGCAAGGCUGUCCUCAGAAAAGA
Messenger RNA from Lutra lutra (Eurasian river otter), 1615 nucleotides. It is a transcript of the gene SLC33A2, whose product is annotated as major facilitator superfamily domain containing 3. Gene Ontology annotation, cellular component: membrane. NCBI's taxonomy places the organism in Eukaryota, Metazoa, Chordata, Mammalia, Carnivora, Mustelidae. Gene Ontology annotation, biological process: transmembrane transport. The transcript has 4 exons. The record is from RefSeq and is a predicted model, not a curated record. Gene Ontology annotation, molecular function: transmembrane transporter activity. Bases 221 to 1588 code for a protein of 455 amino acids.